Adineta steineri is the source of this 264-nucleotide messenger RNA. NCBI's taxonomy places the organism in Eukaryota, Metazoa, Rotifera, Eurotatoria, Adinetida, Adinetidae. The record is from the annotation of a GenBank genome assembly.
AUGUUAGCUUUUAUUCAUAAACAUCUUCCAUCUAAAGAUCAAAUUUCUAAUCAUCAGAUAUUACAAGAUGAUGAACACAUAAUCGAAAAACAGAAAAAUCAAUCUUUAUCAACUAUUAAUCGACUUGUUAUGUGUCCAAGUAUUAAUCCUGUUAAUCAAUCUUAUUCUGAUACAGAUUAUUUUCCUAUGAUAUCUGGAGGUUUAGCUGAAAUUAUUCAUAAUGAACAAUUAUGGAAUCCAUCAGAUACUUUUCAAGUAAGUUAA